GAUCAAAUCUUUUGUUGUUUCUGCUGCUGGUGUUGCUGCACACUGUUUUUUUUUCUUGUAUUUUAAUUGUGGACAUGGCACAGCACCCGGAGAAACUGAAAUGGAAAGAGCAACACCCCUACGGCCUGUCUGCGUCGCAGUUUGGCAUGGUGCUGGGCUUUUGCGGGCGCGUCUCGGACUACGUGCAUUAUCUGCGGCACGUGGUGGGAACUGAAAACGAGUUUAAAGGGAAUACGUGUACAGCGCACGGCAUCGUCACUGAGCCGAAGUCACGUGCGCUGUAUGAGCUGCUUACCGGGUGCGAGGUGCACAAUGGCGGCUUCUUUGUCACGGCGGAUCGCAUUCUCGGCUGCUCGCCAGAUGGCCAGAUCUUUUAUGCGGCGGAGGACAAAUCGAUGGAGCAACGGGGAACGAGAACGGCGACUGCCACGACGAGUAGAGGCGCACGGUCGAGUACACUGUUGAGCAGCACGGAUGUGUCUUGCCUGGACGGGCAGCAGCAAGAGCGGCAGCGGAGCAGCGUGUGUUCUGUUCGCGUCCCAUUCAAGAGUAAGAGACGCGCCCGAUCUCCUUUCUCGAUGGCAGCGUUGCCUUCAUCGUCACCUUCAUCGUCUCGUGAUGGAGGGUCUUCGUCUGAGCUGCCGAGUCGAACUGCUGCCGGCGGUUUAACUUCCCCGUUGGCAGCGAUGCAGAUGUCGUCGCCGAAGGUCGAGUCACCGCCUGUGCUUUCCGCGACGAUGGACUCCGCAACAUCAUCGUCAUCCUCCGCUUCUCCCCUCAGCUCCCCCGCUCUGAACAGGAAAGUGCGCCUACUCGAAAUUAAGUCCCCUUUCCGCGCCUUGUACGACAACACAAAACCCAGCUAUGCACCGUUUGGCAUUCCGCUGCACUACAUGUGUCAAAUACAAGGCCAGCUGGCCAUCGCAGACUGCGAGGAGUGCGACUUCUUUGUUUAUUUAGAUCACCCGGUGUGCCAGGUGGAGGCGUGGCGCGUGCACCGGUCGCGUGAGUUCUGGCGGUGGGCCGAGCCGAACCUGCGACAGGUGUCGGAGUGGGUGAAGGACGGCCCUCCAGACUGGCUCAACCGUUCCUUUGCUUUUCGCCCUUUCGACUUCAGCAGAAUUGAGGUCGUGCCGCUCGUGUUUCCCUUCGACAUCACGGCCGGAGCUGCCCUGCGCGAUGCACGACGGUUUUCCUUUUUCACCAAACACCUGUCUCCCUACGAGGCUCUGUCGCACCACCGUGAGCCCCGUGGUCGAUCGAGGGAAUUCGUUUCCAGCGGUGAGGCGCAACGGUGGUGUCGCGGCGACGGUGGCACGUCGUGGGCGGACUUGACGGAGCAUCAGCGGAUUGCCCUGGCCGUGCAAGCACCUGUUGUGCGCUACCUCUUCAACACGAAUGACAACAGGGAAGAUGAUACCUUGGACGCAGGGAGUACCGGCGAGGAUGAGAGGGCGCGGAGGACAAGUAUUUCUGAUGGCGGCCGAUUCUGCCAGACACUCUCUACCUGGCGUCGCCUUCUCGAGUCCGAAGGCCGUUACGAAAACAGUGCCACGGCGGAACUGUGGAGGUCGUUGACUUGCACCGCCUCCGCCGGGCGCGACCCUCUCGUGGAGAUCAGCGUGGCUAUUCCAGAGGACUGGGAGGAGGCACACACCUCGGUGCGUUGCACGCUGUUGCACUCGGCGGACGGGGACGGCGGCAGCGGCAGCAGUAGCGACCAGUUUUCCGACACCACACCGCUACCGUUUUUUCAGAGACGUUUUCUUAUCUCGCUUCUUCCUGCGCUGGAGAAGAAGAAGUGCGCAAAGGAGGCGCCGCCAUCGCUCGCAACGGAAGGCGUUUCUCAACGAGCUUAUGCAACGCCUCUGGCCGGUGUACCUUGCUUUCUGUCCUCGCCUGUUCGGGCUUUGCAGCCCACGCAAUUCACGCCGACGUCGCCGAAGAAAACGCUGCUGCGGAAGAAGCUGGGCGCGUGUGUACCUGCAUCGAACACCAGAGGCACUACAGCUGUGGGUGCCAACACGGCGCUCCUCGGGAACGCAACGGCUGCGACUGCCGCGGUGAGCUUCACUGAAAUGCUAACGGAAGAGCGCCAGCGCAUCGUUGCAUCGCUUUCACAGCAAAUUCGCCAAUCUCACGCAUCACAGUGCGCGACCGGCGACGGUGAUCACGACCUAAGCCCGCUUUCUGACAAGGAGAAGCUCAAGCACGAAGCGAUUCUCACGCAAGACCCGACGGCGACACUUUCCACCUCUGCUCCGCAAUGCCUCCGCUGCGAGAUCGCGGCACGCGAGUUGUGCGAUGUGGUCCAAUUUUCAGAUGACUGCGAUGGGGUGUUGUUGAUGUACGAUGCCAGACAGAGUCCGGUGUACUACCGACGGAGUGCGACAGCUGGACACCGCGGGAACACGUUCCAGGCCGAGAACGCUGUCUUCACGUUACUCGUCGCUGACGGAGAGGUACUGCGCACGGUGUUGAUGGAAUGUCGUGGAGACGCCGCACGGUUCGAGGCCUCCCUCGCACACCCGCGCGUUGUGGCGACGUGCAAGCGUCUGCUUGACCUCCCGUCCCAUUCGGACCACUGCAGGCGCAACGCUCUUGUGCCGUGCUUCAUUGACGUUGUUGAAAGCUGUAGCGCUGCUUCCAUGGCUGCAAGAUCACCUGCCAUUCUUCCAGAUGGUACGCCGUGCUUUCUGAUUCAAGACGACGCCAACGUGCACGCCGUGAUGCGGCAGGUCGAGGAGCUAAUGGAGACGUGGGAGCGCACCUCACCACCGUACUGA
This is a messenger RNA of Leptomonas pyrrhocoris, 2786 nucleotides long. RefSeq lists its product as hypothetical. Bases 75 to 2786 code for a protein of 903 amino acids. The transcript has a single exon. The record is from RefSeq and is a predicted model, not a curated record. Lineage: Eukaryota; Euglenozoa; Kinetoplastea; Trypanosomatida; Trypanosomatidae.